Molecule: messenger RNA, 4056 nt
Organism: Toxoplasma gondii ME49
Lineage: Eukaryota; Apicomplexa; Conoidasida; Eucoccidiorida; Sarcocystidae
Product: single-strand binding protein
Exons: 5
Coding region: 911-2617 (568 amino acids)
Biological process (GO): mitochondrial DNA replication; positive regulation of helicase activity
Cellular component (GO): mitochondrial nucleoid
Molecular function (GO): single-stranded DNA binding
Source: RefSeq, a predicted model, not a curated record
GUGGACUGAUCGGGAAUUGAACCCGAGACCUUUCGCAUGCGAAGCGAACGUGAUACCCCUACACCAUCAGCCCUUGAACCUCGUUUCGGUCGGCAUCGCGUCACAAACUAGUUCCAAAAGAAACAGCACCCGCCACGGACUCUUUAGUGUGUAUCCAUAUUACGAAACUUCCCUUCCGUGGCGAUUCUGUCGCGAAGCAGCCAUGUCUACAUGUGUUUCCAAUGGGGAUGCUCCACCGCACUUUGUGUCCCGAACUGUUGGCCAAUCAAGAGAGUCGUUGACAACGUCAAAAUUCUUUCGAGGAGCAUGAAAUACAGUCCUGGGUUCUGUACUGCAUCUUUGUUUUUAGAGUGAUUCUUGACUGGGAACGCCACUACGAUUACACGGUUGUGUGUGAAAGACAAAACGUGGGGUUCCGUUGGUACCCGCGGCGUGUCACAUGAUCAGACGGUCGCAGAGGAAGCUUUCUGGUUGCUACGCACCCGCCCACUAGUUUUUACUGAGUUCCUCUCCUCAGGUGAUCAGUGAAUACACAGAGUAAAACACCAACUCGCAGCGUUUCCUUCUUCUGAGAGUUGCAUUCUCCGCUGUGUCGCGGCUACCGAGUCUGUCCGCCUGUGUUUUCGCUCCGACAUCAUUCCCGUCUCCUUUUGCUGCAGCCCUCAGAAGUUGACUGCUAUUCCACAUCCGGCUUCUUCCUUCACGAAACUGUGACAAAAACGCGCGCCCAGUUUGGUGUGUGUGUGUGACUCAAGCACUUCCGAUUCCUGUUUCGCCGUCUCUUUUGUUUGCUCUCGAGUUCUUUUCUUCGUCGUCUGACCCCAAUCCCAGCAAUGGAGACGUCGCGAAUCGACCCCCGGUGAGAGGGCGGCUUUCAGUGCGCCGUGUACAGACGUCCGAUAUAUUUUGCAUGAUUGAACAAGGGUCUUUUUCUUCGUCGCAGGAGGAUAUGUGGAGGAAAGUUGUUUCGACGAGUGAAGGCAGUAAACACCCGCUUGUCUCUUUGCACUUUGCGCCGGUUGUCUCUCCGAACCUACACGCGACAAAAGGAACGACGACCCCAUUGUCCCCCAUGCUCUCUCCAUUAUUUUCCCUAUCCAGUGGAGUUCUGCGUACCUUGUCUCUUUCAUUUGUUGCUCGUUCCUCUCUUUUCCGGGGCCUCGUGUGCCUUCCCCAGACCCGCUUCUGGUCCUUUCUAGGUUCCUUUCUGCCCCUUGUCUCUAUGGCUGCACAGUCGCGAGCGCGUGGAGGCCUUGGUGAGAGGGCUGAGGAGACAUGGAAGUCACUGCGAACUUCCGAGCGACAUCCUUCCGGAUCAGUUUGUCUUCUUUCCUCUUGCUCCCUCUCACCAAGCCGCCCGCGUCCCGUGCUGUUUCUUCUUUCCACCCUCCUUGUGUGUUUCCUGUGGAUCUCUUCCUUGUGUCCCGACAGCUGCUUUGCCCUUAGCGGCGGGCCUGCGACUUCGAGGACCCAGGUGCUUGAGCUUCCUAGCAUGCUGUCUUCUCUCUCGCGUACCCGCUUGCUCAACUCGGCACCCUUGUGCCGGUCUCAGUCUGCAUCCACUGUCCCCUUCUCUCUUCAUGGAGGAAUCCAGUCGGAGGCCGUGAGCUGCAGACGCCUCGGCUUCGUAGCGCCUUCAGUCGCGAAGAUGCCACGAGUGGAGUCUGUGCAGUUCUCGCGUGGAAGAACAGCCGGGGGGCUUUCCUGCGCCAGCACCGGGACUGCCCCGUGCCCUCCCGUGCACGCCGUCGGAGUUUUGUCGAAGAGAAACUCUUGCUCUUUUUCUACUCUACACCAUUUACAAAAUGUCGCAGUUGAGCAACACGGGGGCUCGGACCUCAAACAGGUGACCCGGGUGGAGGCCAGUCAAAGCCAGAGUUUUCCGCUAGCUUCUUUCCAUGUCGCGCCUAGAAGCAAUUCUUCAAGUUCUCGCUUGAACGCUCUACGUGAUGAACCCUUCUCGCCGGGUGCUUCCAGCUCACCCUCGCGCACCGGCAGAAGAGGAGGGCCUCUCCGGCAUGCAGAGAUGUCUGUGAACCGGGUGACGCUCCUUGGGAGACUGGGGAACAUGCCGGAGAUUCGUCGAAUGUCGAACGGUGACACGUUUGCUUGGUUUUCAAUGGCCACGUCGGUGAACUGGAUAGAUAAGGCAACCGGGGAUGCUCAUUCUCGGACCGAAUGGCAUCGCGUUGUCGUCUACGAUGAAUCCCUCGUCGACCUCGUGGAUAAGUAUCUUCACACAGGACGCCGCGUUUUUGUUACCGGUAAACUUCAGACUCGGCGGUGGACCGGUGCUGAUGGCGUUGAUCGUUAUUCGACCUCCGUCGUUGUUAGCCGCUUGCAGGGUGAGCUUAUCAUUCUUGACUCGCCGUCUUCAUCAUUUCAGUCCAAUUAUUCCAGUGCCAGCGAGUCUGGCCAGCCAGGCACCUCCGACUGGGCUUCAGGUGACUUAGGCGCCCCUGAUGGGGAAGGAAGUGGAGAUGCAAGCCAGGCUCUUGGCGCAUUCGGUGACAGCGGCAGCGACGGGCAGGGAUCGAGUGGACCGACCGGCAGUGGCACGGGGGGGACCAGCCUGGACGGAUCUGCGUCUGGAGGCAUGUAUCGCCUUUUCCGCUGAUUUGUCCUCUGAGGAAAUUUAUGGAACACGUUUGUAGUACAUGCGAGCCAGAGUGGACAUAAGUUUUAGGAUGACACAGUGGACUGACGGUGCAAAUUGGUAUGGAAAUAUGAUCAUUCUGUUUCUCCACCGUAAGACUCUUCGAACGAGCGAAACGGAAUGGUGAUCUGGAAGGCAUCCCAAAAUGCUGCGUAAGCUACUGAAUCGGCCUCUCGUCUCUUGGACAGACCCUGAGGAAGGCCCUACUAACGGACUCUUACGCACCCAGUUUGCUUGUGACUCAGGGGACUAAGGGAAACUGGGGAGUAGAAGAGGCCCAAGUGCCUCUUGAAAGGGUAGCGGGAUGCGUUUGGUGUGUGUUGUCUGUCCUCUUAGGACGCAACGCUGAUGAAGUGUGUGUCACGUUUCUGGCUCACACACCACGAGGUACAAAGAGCUCCUUAAGGUGGAGGGCUCUAGUACUGCUUUGUUCCAAAACUGAGAUCUGGGAAACGGCAGAAAGAUUAACUCUUUGCUGUGGCGGUGUGACAGUAACUAAGGAGCAGUGGCGUUUCCGCUUCAAACGAGGAACACGGGCUUCUGUUUUCCGCAUUUUUCUUAGUGCGACGAUCUGUCUGUGCUUCACCGCUCGUGCUCAGCUGUUUUUGCUUAGGCGACCACACACAAAGUAAUUUUGGCACCCAGUGAAUUAAUGUUGCGCGCGUCUUGUCAAGAAAACUCAAAACAAUCAUUUGCCGCUUUCUCCGUUUACGCGGGAGCCGCGUGUCUGGGAUCGCGAUCGAAGGGUUUCCUCGCGGUCUCCUGCGGCUCGUGUUCAGGGCCAUGUGUGCGUUUUUUCCCAACUUUUUUACAUUUCUUUCGGUGGUGGCAGCUUGGCCUCCGUCCUGUUGUCGUCGGGACGAAACGUCUCUGCAUACGGAGAGUCAACGUUCCGUCAGAGUUUGCGAAGCAGUGGUCGUAGGACUUUGCGUUCGCAUUUAAACAAAGAUUGCCUUUGACAGCCUGUAUCCGUGUUUAGAUGUGUAUUUGCUCCUGUCGCCAUUCGUUGACUGUGUUUAGCACGGGGAAUGAGAACAGGGUGUCAAGUUCUUGGGCUGGAGGUGUGUUAAGUUCCGUACAGUUGUAGGUAAAAGGUAUGUUGUACAUUAGCAGAAGUUUGAGUGGAUAUGUAUAUUUAGGGAGAUGUGGGUUGAGCCGACACAGGCAGACUUUCGCGUCCAUCGACACGAUGCUUUUAAAAGGUGAAACUGCCGUGCGUGUAUUCGCUUGCGCCGAUAACAGCAAUCCCGCGCCGGUUUUCCAAGAAAUUAAGGGCCUUUUCAAUCGUCCAUGGUAGGGGGUGCCAGCCCCACACUGGAAGGCAGCGAGCCAUAGGCCAUCUUUCUCUCUCUUUCAGUCCAACUGUGUUUCGGGCUUGAGCACGAAAAGCACGAGUGACA